UUUACGCGUCUCAACUCAGCUCGACAUAAACCUAGUCAUAAACCUAGUCACUGCAGAAAUCGUCGGACAGGUCGAAAUCUCGAACUGAACCUGGUUGAGAUUGAUAUUGCAAAAACCAUCACCAGCAGUAUCAACAGCCAGCUAAGAUGGACGAGUGGCAACCACCCCUCCCGGAGGGGUACGAUCACACGAAUCGCGCGUUCCUGCAAGCACUCAUGAGCCGGGGGACGAUGACGCUUGCCGACGGCCAGCAAAUCAUAGCAGCGAUAGUCGGCGCCAGUGCCGGUGGCAGCAGGAACCCGGUCGAUCCUGCCUCCGUCACCCAGGGAGAUCUCGACGAGUACAUACACGCAGCCCGCGAGGCCCUGGCGCCGCUUGACUACGACAUCCGCCGCACGCAGCACCAGAAGACCAAGGAGUGGGUGUACGCCCUCAUCAACGUGCACAGCGACCCGGCGACGCAGUUGGCGACCACCCACACGCCCGACGAGAUCUCCUUCAUCAAGCGCCUGCUCGAUGCCAUGUUCGACACUUACAACACCCCGCGCAUGGAGGUCCUGGCCGUCGACGAGAGCCAGGCCCUGAAGGCUUCCCGUCCAUCGCGGCCCGGUCGUGAGAGCAACGUGGGCGCUAAUGGCGCGAGCGGCGAGGACUCACAAUCGGCCGCGAAGGAUAGGGGAUUAAGGCAUUCCGAGGUGCUGACAUUGCUCAAGAGCCUGGUGGCCGAGGGCUGGCUUGAGAAGAGCAGGGAUGGAUUCUACAGUUUGAGCACACGGUCUCUGCUAGAGCUGUGGCCGUGGCUCAUGGCGACAUACAACGAUGCAGACUCGGAGGACGACUGGCAGCGCAUCAAGUUCUGCGAAGGCUGCAAGGAGAUAGUGACAGUGGGGCAGCGAUGCGCCGACCGGGACUGCGUCGCCCGGAUACACGACAUCUGUCACGACCAGGUGUGGCCGUCGCGGGCGAAUAAGAAGUGUCCCAAGUGCGAGAAGCCGUGGGACGCAAAUCGCUUCGUGGGCGAGAGGGCAGUGACAUCAACCAAGGCAUACCAAAAAGGUCGAAGUCGGGGCAGUGGCAGGAGAAGUAACCUUACUGAGGCCAUUAUUGCCCAAGAAGAGGCUGGUGGGGAGGACGAGGGCGAAAUGGAGGCAUGACGCUCCAGUACUUCAGUACAUACAUACCUUGUAGUUUCAAGGUGUCUGGGUGUCUGGCUACGAUUGGAGUACGGAUGUAAGAAACUAAAAAUGUACUGGAUACUGGCGGAGAAAAUGGAAAGAUACCCUGGUUUUGCCGCUUUUUGGCUGUUUCUUAGGUACCCAAGUACCUAACCUAGCCUGGGGUUGGGGGCUUUGAGAUCGACCAAUAGAUAUAGUUCCGGUGACAUCAUUGCCGUGGCGGCGAUGCGCGGCCAGAACACCCAAUGCAAUCAUCCAU
Molecule: messenger RNA, 1434 nt
Organism: Phialemonium atrogriseum
Lineage: Eukaryota; Fungi; Ascomycota; Sordariomycetes; Cephalothecales; Cephalothecaceae
Product: Nse1 non-SMC component of SMC5-6 complex-domain-containing protein
Exons: 1
Coding region: 147-1154 (335 amino acids)
Biological process (GO): double-strand break repair via homologous recombination
Cellular component (GO): nucleus; Smc5-Smc6 complex
Molecular function (GO): ubiquitin-protein transferase activity
Source: RefSeq, a predicted model, not a curated record